UAUUAAGCAGCAAACAUAACCCACAGGUCCUAGGUUGAGGCAUAACCAUAAAGUCUUAGAAGAACUGUAAUCAUGGCCGGAGAUAAUAGCAAAGCCAGCAUAUCUGGUGAUGGGAUGAACCAAAGAAAAACAAUCUCUCCAUACGACAUAAUAUCUAAUGAUAAUCCUAGAAUUGUGAUAACACAUGUACAGUUAAAAGGCGACAACUAUGAUGAAUGGGCUCGGUCUAUGAGGACAGCCUUGAGAGCAAGAAAGAAGUUUGGUUUUAUCGACGGAACAAUCAAACAACCAGAUGAGGAAUCCCCAGAUCUUGAAGAUUGGUGGACCAUUAACUCGCUGUUGGUUUCCUGGAUUAGGAAUACCAUUGAGUCCACUCUUCGCUCAAUCAUAUCGCAUAUGGAAGUGGCUCAAGAUUUGUGGAUAGAUAUUAGAGAAUGUUUUUCAGUAGCCAAUGGCUCAAGGAUACAACAAUUGAAGGCUGAACUUGCUAAAUGUAAACAGAAGGGUUUGGCCAUUGUGGACUACUAUGGAAAAUUGAAGAAAUUAUGGGAAGAACUUGGUAAUUUUGACCAAAUACCGACCUGCAAGCGUGGAAAGUGCACGUGUGAUCUCGGGUCUGUUCUAGAAAAGAAACGAGAAGAAGAAAAGAUGCACUUGUUUCUCAUGGGAUUGGAUGAGACGAUAUAUGGUACAGUGAGAUCUAAUAUUCUUGCUCAAGACCCAUUGCCAAGUCUAAACAGAGUUUACGCAACAUUAGUGCAAGAAGAAAGAAUGAAGAUAAUAGCUCGUGGAAAAGAAGAACGAAGUGAUGUCAUGGCUUUUGUAGUUCAAGGUACGGCUACCUACUGUGGUCGUAGCGAAGGAAAGGACAAGAACAUGAUCUGUUCUAAUUGUAAGCGCACUAGCCAUGAGUCAGAUAAUUGUUUCCAGCUUAUUGGCUUUCCAGAUUUGUGGGGUGAUCGACCUCGUGGUGAUGGGAAAAUGGGCAAUCGUGGUAGAGGACAACAGCAACAACAGAAAAUCGGUACAGGUGGAGGCCGAGGACGUGGUGGUGCUUCGCGUGCCAAUGUUGUCCAAACUGUAGGAGGAAGUUCUUUAGCAACAUUAGCACCUGAUGAAGAAAGAAAGGGGACUAUUGGGCUGAAUAAUAAGCAGUGGCAAACCUUAUUACAGAUGUUGAACAAUAAAAAGCCAUAUGUGAAUGAGAAGAUGACUGGUAAGCAUAUCGAUAUUCCUUGGAUAAUUGACCCAGAAACAUCCAAUCAUAUGACAGGACCGCACUUUGAAGAUGAUGAUUGGUAUGGGUGAACUAAGAGAUGGACUCUAUUAUUUCCAGAACAUAUCGCGCAUAAAAGCCAUGAAGGUGGAAGGUGUGAACUCUCUCGAUCUUUGGCACAAGAGAUUGGGUCAUCCUUCUCUGAAAGUGACUAAGUUAAUUCUAAGAGUAGAUUUUAGCAAUGGAAGUGAUAUUCUGAAUAAAAGCUGUGAUGUAUGUCAACGCGCAAAACAAACAAGAAAUACAUUUCCUCUCAAUGAUCAUAGAGCU
This is a messenger RNA of Carica papaya (papaya), 1546 nucleotides long. RefSeq lists its product as uncharacterized. The record is from RefSeq and is a predicted model, not a curated record. Lineage: Eukaryota; Viridiplantae; Streptophyta; Magnoliopsida; Brassicales; Caricaceae.